AUGACCGAGGAACCUCAUCGAUCACGCCGCAAAGCCAUCCUCAAGGCUCAUCCGGAAGUCCGUAAACUCAUGGGUCAUACCCGAGCUACGGCACCCUUGGUCGCCCUCGUCCUCGCCAUUCAACUCACCACCGCCCUAUGUCUUCGGAACACCCACCCACUCUCCUUCAAGUUCCUCUUGUGCGCCUACGCCAUCGGGGGGACGUGUAACCAAAACAUUUUCCUCGCCAUCCACGAGAUCACGCACAACCUCGCCUUCAAGAAGAUCCUGCCGAACAAGUUGUUGGCAAUGGUGGCCAACCUGGCCAUCGGUGUGCCUUAUGCCAUGGCCUUCAAGGGGUACCACAUCGAGCAUCACAAGUUUCUGGGCGAGGACGGAAUCGAUACGGAUCUGCCUAGCAAGUUCGAGGCCGUUGUCUUGAACAAUGUUGCCGGCAAGACGUUUUUCGCCACGUUCCAGAUCCUGUUCUACGCGCUCCGACCCGGUUUCAUCCGAUCGCAGAGGCCCACCUGGUACCAUCUCCUCAACGCCGUUUUCAUCCUCGCCGCCGACUUUGUCCUCGUCAAAUCCGCCGGUUGGGCUCCUUUGCUCUACCUCUUGUUCUCCUCCUUUUUCGCUGGAUCGCUGCACCCCUGUGCCGCGCACUUUAUCGCCGAGCAUUACCUGAUGAGCGAGGUCGCUAGCGAGGUCGAGGCGGUCGAUCCCAAGGGCCACGAGGUGGAAUUGGACCACGUUCGAGCUUUGAGCCAGGAGACGACAUCCUACUACGGCUGGCUCAAUGUCUUGUGCUACAAUGUCGGGUACCACAACGAACACCACGAUUUCCCCUCGGUCCCCUGGACUCGAUUGCCCCAGCUGAGGGAGAUGGCAAAAGAGUUUUACGACCCCCUUCCGGUGCACAAGAGCUGGCCGGCAGUCACCUGGAAGUUUAUCAGUGAUCCUCGCGUUGGGAUGUGGUCCCGGGCGAAACGUCAGGCUGGGGACAAGGGCGAGCGGAUCGACGAAUCGGCUUGGAAGGCUUGCGAGCGAGCCAAGUCGACCACCGGAGAGGACUCGGUCGUCAUCCUCAAGAACGGCAGCGAGGACGAGGCGAUGGACAAGUUGAUGAGCGAGGCCGUCGAGCGAGGUUACGGCUCCGAUGCCGAGUAG
Filobasidium floriforme is the source of this 1149-nucleotide messenger RNA. RefSeq names its product fatty acid desaturase-domain-containing protein. Gene Ontology annotation, molecular function: sphingolipid delta-4 desaturase activity. Gene Ontology annotation, biological process: ceramide biosynthetic process. Gene Ontology annotation, cellular component: membrane. The coding region runs from base 1 to 1149 and encodes 382 amino acids. NCBI's taxonomy places the organism in Eukaryota, Fungi, Basidiomycota, Tremellomycetes, Filobasidiales, Filobasidiaceae. The transcript has 2 exons. The record is from RefSeq and is a predicted model, not a curated record.